This is a messenger RNA of Hypoxylon trugodes, 1577 nucleotides long. RefSeq lists its product as uncharacterized. The coding region runs from base 355 to 1269 and encodes 304 amino acids. Gene Ontology annotation, cellular component: mitochondrion. The record is from RefSeq and is a predicted model, not a curated record. NCBI's taxonomy places the organism in Eukaryota, Fungi, Ascomycota, Sordariomycetes, Xylariales, Hypoxylaceae. The transcript has 2 exons.
AACAAGCUAAGCUACCGACAUAUACACCAUACACCAUUAUACAGAACAUAACGUUGAUACGCUCAUCAUAAGUGAUAUCUUCUCUUUGUGGCUUUCAUUCUGUAACGGAUGAAAGCCACCAAAGGAAGAGAGCCUUAGUUUAAACUAGAAUCCAUCUCUAUUAUUUUUCUUCUUCUUCAAUAAAUGACGCAAAGUCCCGAUGCAGACCGCAAUUUGUCCCUCUCGCUUUCCCUUCUCGUGAUAUCUAGCUGGGGAAGUAAGCUAGUGAUUUGUUGAAUAAGUUACCUCGAGCUGCUGGAGUUAACCCGGACUAAGUAUAAUAAAUACGUAUACAUAAAAAAGUCCGAAGCUGCGAUGAAAAACGAUAGCUUCGACAAGCAGUCGGGUGCCUCGGCACCGUCAAGCUCGUCUAUCCCGAUUCCGAGUAGAGACGCUGUCGAGAUGCCAUCAUCCAAGCUCCAACAUAAAUGGAAUACGAAGAACCUAGGUUUGAGGUUUGGCGCCGACUUCACCAGCGCAGCGAGUGCUGCGUCGAUGGUCGCGCCUCUUAUAGCUGUAAUUGAUAGGUCAAUCAUGGAAAAUGCCUCCGGUCGAAACACCCUUGGCAACAGCCUUAAGUCCUCGUUACGUUCGCUCCUCCUCCGUCCCCAUACAAUGCUCUUCUCCAAACCCGUCGCCCUCAUAUUCAUGCUGUACGGCGGCACCUACUUGACGGCCAAUACACUAGACACGGCUACGUCGACGGUACGCGGGGUGCUCGCCACGCACGUCACGACCGGAACCGCUAAGUUUGCUGCGUCGAGUGCUGCCAAUGUCGGUCUCUGCGUUUACAAGGAUCAAGUUUUCGUAAAGAUGUUUGGACCUGGCGGACCGCCUCGACCUGUACCUCUACCGAGUUAUUUUCUGUUCACGCUGCGCGAUUGCCUUACCAUCUUCGCCUCGUUCAACGUACCCCCGCUACUUGGCCCGGUGUUGAAUGAGCGUAUGGGCGAUACCAUUAAAAACAACGUUAGCGGUACCACUGUUGCGCAGUUUGUAGCUCCGGCCGCUGUGCAGUUAUUCUCAACACCGGUUCACCUACUCGGCUUAGAUAUGUACAACCGGCCUGGGGUGGGUAACAUGGUAUCUUGGCGUAACAGAUGGACGCAAGUGCGUAAGAACUGGGCUAUAAGUACCGUAGCGAGGAUAUGCAGGAUUGUGCCGGCGUUCGGGUUAGGUGGUACGGUAAACACAAAAGUACGAAGGAAUCUCAUGGAAAAACUUGCCUGAUAAUAGCUAUAGGUCUCAUGUUGAAUGGCUACACUUGAUGAACGAUUUGCUUGGGCUUGGCGUUAUAUGGAAAGGGAUGGUUAUGGUUAUAUUUCGGCGGAUACCACAAAACUACACAAAAUAGGUUGGACGGCGGAGAACGGAUGACAGGUUUACGAAACAUACCGAUCGGGUAGACAAGAAACUAGUAUGUUUAGGCUGGGGGGUCUCGGGACUGAUGGCGACGGGCUGGGUUACGAUGUAUUAGUAGAGUUAAUGACAAUCAUGACAUGAUGUACAAUAAAGUUCUAGGCGACGCAUAUCUACAC